Molecule: messenger RNA, 8172 nt
Organism: Cylas formicarius (sweet potato weevil)
Lineage: Eukaryota; Metazoa; Arthropoda; Insecta; Coleoptera; Brentidae
Gene: ATP7
Product: copper-transporting ATPase 1
Exons: 14
Coding region: 548-4330 (1260 amino acids)
Biological process (GO): copper ion homeostasis; monoatomic cation transport
Cellular component (GO): membrane; perinuclear region of cytoplasm; trans-Golgi network
Molecular function (GO): ATP binding; P-type divalent copper transporter activity; ATP hydrolysis activity
Source: RefSeq, a predicted model, not a curated record
CUAGCCACGUUUACACCAGAACACGAAAUGUUAACAUUCACCAUGGAAAACAAGAUGAACAAUCAUUGCGAUAUCUAGCGAAAUAACCGCUUGAACAUAGAUUAACUAAAAGCUGAUAACAAAUUUUUCUUAAAUUUAAAUUUCGUAAUAUUUAAAACAGUGUAUUGACUGAUAAUUCUGUCAAUUAAUGAAAUUCAGUUAAACUAUGAUUCUAAUCGCAAUCACCGAACCGGAUGUCGGUAACCGGCAUAGUGAUCUUCGCCGUGUGGCCCAACAUACCAAAAAAAGCAAAAAUUGAAGAAGAACUGAUCGACAGAAAACAAAAACUUAUCGUUUGGUAGUCUGUGACUGAUUUGACAGUUUUUAUUGAUAACCUAUUUUUUAAGUUUACUGGAAAUUGUUUGGAUGGGUACAAAAAGAUUUUGUAAACGUAUGCGACUGGCAUUGUUUCAGCUAUACACCACCGGAUCACCACUUCGAAAUUAACCAGCACUCCUAACUACUACUAUUUGUGGUAUUCCUUUUAGGAUCAAACAGGCUCUAUGAAAUGGAAAACGAAGGAACAAAGAAAAAACUUGAAGACUGCGACCGAUUAAGAAUUCAUAUUCAGAACAUUGAUGGAUCGGUGGUGAAAAUCCACAAAAAUCUGUCUUCCAUCAAUAUCACUGUUCCAGAAGAUAAUUAUUCCAUUGCUAACACCACCUCGGAUUCCUUCGGCGUCGAACGUCAAAAUGGCGCCGGUGGUUCCCCCAAGGGUGACUCCAGGUAUAACCCGACCACGCACGGUAACGAUACCGUGAGACUGAACGUUACUGGCAUGACCUGUCAAUCAUGCGUCAACAGUAUUCAAGACAGUAUCGGUAAAAGGCCCGGAGUCAAUAGGAUUAAGGUUAGUUUAGAAGAUAACGCUGCCGUUGUGUCGUUCGAUCCUGCGUUGACGACCGCGCGAGACAUCCGCGACGCCAUAGACGACAUGGGUUUCGAGGCGACGCUGCCGGCGUCGCACGGCGCCAUCGGUGAGUGCGUCGUCGAAAUCGGCGGCAUGACGUGCAACUCGUGCGUCCAAAGCAUCGAAGGUAUGCUGUCCACCAAACGAGGCGUCGAAUCGAUCAAAGUGGACCUACAGGCGAAGGAGGGUCGAGUGCGAUAUCGUCCCGACGAGGUGAAGCCAGGAGAGAUCGUCGAACAGAUCGAGGACAUGGGAUUCGACGCGCGUAUUAAAAGCGUCGACGGCAAACCGGUCAAAAUGGAAAAGAGUGCCAUUGUCGCCAAUGGAAGUUUAAAAAAAGGAUUGAACGACGCGGAACAGGAUUUGAACUUGGAGAAAUGCCAAAUACAAAUUAACGGCAUGACGUGCGGCUCGUGCGUGGCUGCAAUCGAAAAACACGUCAAAAGGAUACCCGGUUGUCACAAAAUUUUGGUCAGCCUCUUGGGGGCCCGGGCCGAGGUGCAAUUCGACCCGUUUUUGGUGACUCCGCCGGACAUCGCGGCGUCGGUGACUGAGCUCGGGUUUCCCGCAUCCGUAAUAGUGCAAAGCGGAGCCGGACAGUACGAGGUUAACCUCGAAAUAAACGGCAUGACGUGCGCGAGCUGCGUACACAAGAUCGAAAGCAACGUUUCGAAGAUGGCGGGCGUGAUGAGCGCGCGGGUCGCCCUCACUACGCACCAGGGUAAAUUCAAAUACGACCCGGAGGUUACAGGCCCUAGAACCAUCAUACAGGCCAUCAACGACUUGGGAUUCGAGGCGAAGCUGUACUCAAGCGACGGUAGCGACCACCGGCUGCGGCAGAGGGACGAAAUAAAGAAAUGGAAGCGCAGUUUCCUGUUCUCGUUGGCGUUCGGCGUCCCGUGCAUGGCGGUGAUGAUGUAUUUCAUGACGGUCAUGUCUGCCGGUCACAUGUCACACGAGGACAUGUGCUGCGUCGUACCCGGUUUGUCGAUGGAGAACCUGUUAAUGUUUCUGUUGUCGACGCCCGUACUGGUUCUCGGCGGUCGCCACUUCUUUGUUCAAGCGUACAAAGCGAUCCGACACCGCACCACCAACAUGGAUGUGCUGAUCGCGAUGGCGACGUCGAUCAGUUACACUUAUUCGCUGCUCGUCGUGUUGGCGGCCAUGAUCAUGCGUCACACCACCUCGCCGCAGACGUUUUUCGACACGCCGCCCAUGUUACUGGUGUUCAUAAGUUUAGGUAGAUGGCUCGAGAGCAUAGCGAAAGGCAAAACUUCGGAGGCGUUGAGCAGAUUGCUGUCGCUGAAGGCGACCGACGCCGUGAUAGUGACGUUGGGCGCGAAAGGCGAGGUCGUUACCGAAGAGACUGUCAAUGUGGACCUGGUGCAAAGGGGCGAUCACCUGAAGGUGAUACCGGGGGCCAAAGUUCCAGUCGACGGAAAAGUACUGCAGGGCCAGUCGAUGUGCGACGAAAGCCUGAUCACGGGCGAGAGCAUGCCGGUGCCGAAGAAAAUCGGCAGCGCCGUGAUCGGCGGCUCGAUAAACCAGCACGGGUUGCUCGUGGUCGAGGCGACACACACCGGCGAGGCCACCACCCUCUCUCAAAUCGUCAAGCUGGUCGAGGAGGCGCAGACAUCGAAGGCGCCCAUCCAACAUUUGGCGGACAAGAUCGCGGGCUACUUCGUACCGGCCGUGGUCGGCGCAUCGCUAGUCACGCUGAUCGUGUGGACCGUCAUCGGGUCGUUGGACAUCGACAGGCUGCCGGUGUCCCCGCACGAUCGCCAAGGUUUCACCGACACCGAAAUCCUGUUGCAGUUUGUGUUCCGCUGCGCCCUCAGUGUGCUCGCGAUCGCGUGUCCCUGCGCGUUAGGCCUGGCCACGCCCACUGCCGUCAUGGUCGGUACUGGAGUCGGCGCCCUCAACGGCAUACUCAUCAAAGGGGCGGGACCUUUGGAGAACGCGCACAAGAUCAAAGCGAUCAUGUUUGACAAAACGGGCACCAUCACCAAAGGCACCCCCGAGGUGGCCAAGUUGUGGAUGCGGGGCGACCGCUACGCCCCCGCCGUCGUGUUGGCGGCGCUCGGAUGCGCCGAGGCUAACUCGGAGCACCCGAUCGCGGCUGCCAUUUUGAAAUACGUGCGGGACGCGUUGGGAUGCGAGCCGAGCGGCACCACAGCCAACUUCCAGACGGUGCCGGGUUGCGGGCUGAAGUGCGACGUUUCGAACCUGUCGGAAACGGUGGGGAACGCGCGGAACAGCCCGGAACUGAGCGGCUUCGCGUCGCUCGUCGCCGCCGGCAGUUCCGGCACGUUCAAGGUUAAAGGGGUCGACGUCGAGGUGUCGCAACCGGCGUCGUCGACGACCACGAAAUUGGGACAGCUGAUCGGGAUGGGGGGCGACGCGCCCGACGACGGACGCGGCGAGUACCAGGUGAUCGUCGGCAAUCGGGAGUGGAUGAAGAGGAACGGGCUCGCGUUGACGCCCGAAGUCGACAAGGAGAUGGUGACGGAGGAGGAGGAGGGCAGGUCGGCGGUGCUGUGCGCGAUCAACGGCGCCGUCGUCGCCAUGGUCAGCGUCGCCGACAUGGUGAAGCCGGAGGCGCACCUCGCGGUCUACGCGCUGAAGAAGAUGGGCAUCGAGGUGAUUUUGUUGACGGGGGAUAAUCGGCAGACGGCCGCGAGUAUCGCGAAGCAGGUGGGCAUCGGGAAGGUGUUCGCGGAGGUGCUGCCCUCGCACAAAGUCGCCAGAGUUCAAAGGUACCAGAGCAAAGGAAUAAAAGUGGCGAUGGUCGGAGACGGCAUAAACGACUCGCCGGCACUAGCGCAAGCCGAUGUCGGUAUGGCGAUAGCGUCCGGGACGGACGUCGCCGUCGAAGCGGCCCACGUCGUCCUCAUGAGGAACGACCUCCUCGACGUGGUCGCUUGCCUGCAGCUCAGCCGCAAAACCGUCAAUCGCAUACGUCUCAACUUUGUAUUCGCGAGUAUGUACAACCUUCUAGGAAUCCCGUUGGCUGCGGGCGCUUUCAGCACCUUCGGGUUCACGUUGGUGCCGUGGAUGGCCAGUGCAGCCAUGGCGAUGAGCUCGGUUUCGGUCGUUGCUUCGAGUUUGCUGCUGAAACUGUGGCGCAAACCGACCAGGAAAGACCUGGAGACUGCUGAAUACCUGAGCAAUCGGUACCAGUGGACUUUGGAGGCGGUGUCCGUGCAUCGUGGCUUGGACGAUGCCGAGAGCGUCGGGGGCGGUAGCCCGUCAAUGCUGUCGAGGUUUUUAGGAAAAACACGGACGGGUGCGAAAAACAGGUUGCUGUCGAGUGCCGACGAAGAAUCCGACAUUGCUUUCCGUAAACGACUGGAAUUUGAUGUGGAGGAGCCCUUAAUAUAAUAGAGGAAAUGUUCUCCAAUGAAGUUACUUAAGUUCCGAGUAUCAACGGAUUUUUUAAAGAAAUAUUUAUCGAAACCUUUGUGUGAUAUUUAUAUACUUAAAAAGUUUACAUAUAUAUACAGAAUAAACCUCCUUUUCGCAUAAGUAAUAUCGUUUUUAUUAAUCGACAAUAUCAAAAACCGGAAAUUAUUCAAAAAAUUUAUUUAAAAAAAUUAAAACAACAAAAAAAACCUCUAUAUAAAUAAUAAGUAAUAAAUUAAAUGUCAAACUGCAAAAAACAAAAAACUGAACAAACAAGAGGCGUGAUUGUUUGUCGCCAACGCAGAAUUACAGACAGAAAAAAAAAAAUAAAACAAAACUGAAAACAUUUAAACACCAAAAAAACCUCUACAUGUAAUAAACUAAAUAAACUACUCGAAUUAUGUUUGAAUAGAUUAAAAAACAUUUUCUAAUUGUGUAAUGUACAAUUAUUAUUUAGUAUUAUUUAAAAUUUAUUCAAAUUAAAAUAAAAGAAACAUUUAAACAACCAAAAAACUAUAUAAUAAACUAAUAAACAACUCUAAUUAUAUUUGAAUAAAUUAAACUUUUAAACUGCAAAAACAGAAACUAAACCAAACUGAAUUCAAAUUGAACACAUGAGACGCCAUUGCUUGCCAAACAAAAAUAAAAGAACCACUCUAGUUAUGUUUGAAUAAAUUAAACAAUAUUAUCUAAUUUUAUAAUUUGUUAUUAAAUUAUUAUUUAAAAUUUAUUCAAACAAAAAUAAAAUAAACAUUUAAGCCGCCAAAAACUAUAUAAUAAACUAAUACUCAACUCUAAUUAUUUUUGAAUUAAUUAAACUUUCAACUGCAAAAAAGAAAAACCAAACCAAACUUCAUUGAAACGCGUGAGGUGCCAUGGCUUACAAAACAUUUAAAACACUAUUCAAAUAAAAAUAAUGCAAACGUUUAAAACAAUAACAAAAAUCAAUAAAUUAAACUUUCCAUUCCAAAAAACAAAAAAACAAGGAAUUGGCUAGAGUGCAUUCAACAAACUAAAGUAACACGGAAAAAAAAUUAAAUAUAUUCCUAAAAUAACACAACGAAACGCUGAUAUGACGUAAACAUUUUCAAAAAAAUAACGAUACUACACCAAACUCCCUCACAAAAAAAACCAGUUUAUUUUAUCAUGCGUAACAAAAAACUUCGACCUGAUUUAUUUCAACGCAAAAAUAUCCUUUUUUAUUUUAAUAUCGAUUAAGUACUAAAAAUAAAAUAUUGUUACUGAAAUGGCCCUAAACUGACAUCAUACAUAUAGGUCACAUGAUCUUAUUUACCUAAGUUCCAAACUAAUGGUAAAACGAAAAGAAAAGCGACUUGCAUACCACGGUAAGAAAAUUCUUAAAUUUGUACAUUAUUUGUAAUGAUAUGCCCUCGAAUACACCUAAAAACUAAAAGAAAACAAACACCUUAAAACUAAAAACAAAUAGAAGACCAUCUCUUUGUACUACAAAAAAAACCUAUAAACCUAUAUUAUAAAAAAAAUAGCAAUAAUAUAACAGAAUCCUAAUAUUAACAUAACACAAAAAUUUAUAGCGAAUUGAAGCAAAGACUAAUACUGUGACAUUUUUGACCGUUUCACGACUUUUGUUAAUAAUAAACCCGGCUUUUUGGCGAAUUGAAAAUAAAUAGUGUAGCCAUCUUGGAUUUUUUGAUACAGGGUGUCCAAAAAUUUUGAAAUCACCAAACGUGUAUAAAAUCCAAGGUUACAUUUACGUUUGCGUUAUUUUUUGUUUCGUGAAAAAGUGUGAAAUUAUCAAAAAAUAGGACACGCUGAACGAUACUGCGUACACAAAAAUGCAUUAUAGGCCUUUAAUGGAAAAAUUUGGUCAAACCAACUAAAACAAUCUAACUAAAACUGAAAGAUAUCGAUCCUAAACAAAAUUAACUAUAUACACAGUGUUUACUGGCAGUGAGAACCCCGAAUGUACAAAUGGGAAAGGGCCACUAUGCAGCAAACAUUUUUUACCUUUUGAUCAACAUUUGAGCGAUUAAACUAAGUUAAUCUAAAUAAAGCUAACAAACGAAAAAAAAACGACUUACGUACUACAUUAAGAAAAUCCUUAAAUUUUUACGAUUGUAGUCCUAAAAAGGGAAUUAUCCAAAACAAACUAAAAAAAAAAAACAAUCUCAAACCAACUAAAACAAUCAAACUAAAACUGAAAGAUAUCGAUCUUAAACAAAAUUAGCUAUAUACACAAUGUUUACUAUCAGUGAGAACCCCCAAUGUACAGGUGGGAAAGGGCCACUUUGCAGCAAACAUUUAUUUACCUUUUGAGACAAACAUUUGAGCGAUUAAACUAAGUUAAUCUAAAUAAAGCUAAUAAACGAAAAAAAACGAAAAAAAAAAACGACUUACGUACUACAUUAAGAAAAUCCUUAAAUUUUUACGAAUGUAGUCCUAAAAAGGGAAUUAUACAAAACAAACUAAAAAAAAACAAUCUCAAACCAACUAAAACAAUCAAACUAAAACUGAAAGAUAUCGAUCCUAAACAAAAUUAGCUAUAUACACAAUGUUUACUGGCAGUGAGAACCCCGAAUGUACAGAUGGGAAAGGGCCACUUUGCAGCAAACAUUUUUUACCUUUUGACCAACAUUUGAGCGAUUAAACUAAGUUAAUCUAAAUAAAGCUAACAAACAAAAAAAAAACAACUUAAGUACUACGUUAAGAAAAUCGUUAAAUUUUUACAUUUGUAAAGAUAUGCCCUCGAAUGUAGCCCUAAAAAGGGAAUUAUCCAAAACUAAUAAAAACCAAACUAAAAAAAAACAAUCUCAAACCAACAAUCUAACUAAAACUGAAAGAUAUUGAUCCUAAACAAAAUUAACUAUAUACACAAUGUUUACUGGCAGUUAGAACCCCGAAUGUACACAUGGGAAAGGGUCACUUUGCAGCAAACAUUUAUUUACCUUUUGACAAACAUUUGAGCGAUUAAACUAAGUUAAUCUAACUAAAGCUAACAAACGAAAAAAAAAACUUACGUACUACUUUAAGAAAAUCGUUAAAUUUUUACAUUUGUAAAGAUAUGCCCUCGAAUGUAGCCCUAAAAAGAGAAUUAUCCAAAACUAAUAAAAAACAAACUAAAAAAAAAACUAUAAAAAAAAACAAUCUCAAACCAACUAAAACAAUCUAACUAAAACUGAAAGAUAUUGAUCCUAAACAAAAUUAACUAUAUACACAAUGUUUACUGGCAGUGAGAACCACGAAUGUACAGGUGGGAAAGGGCCACUUUGCAACAAACAUUUAUUUACCUUUUGACAAACAUUUGAGCGAUUAAACUAAGUUAAUCUAACUAAAGCUAAUAAACGAAAAAAAAAAACGACUUACGUACUACGUUAAGAAAAUCCUUAAAUGUUUACAUUUGUAAAGAUAUCCCCUCGUAUGUAGCCCUAAAGAGGGAAAUAUCCAAAACUAAUGAAAAUCAUCUCUUUGUACUACGAAAAACCUAUAUUAUAUAAAAAAUAGCAAUGUUACAAAAUUCUUAUAUAAUAAAAAAUAUUUCAAUGAGUUUAAGCUAAGACUUAUCUUCAAUUUUUUUUUGUUUCCCAUCUUUGACGGUUUCACGAUGUUUGUUAAUAAUAACACGCCUUUUUGACAAAAUGGACAUAAAUGCUCCAGAGUGAUUUUAAAAUGUUGCUAGUUAGCUUAUCGAAAAGGUGGAAAUUGUUUAUUUUAAGUAGAAUCCAGUGACGUAGUAAAUUUUCACCUGAAACGCACUAAAUUUGUUUUUUUACAUGUGUUUUAAUAAAUUUAUUCAGCUUGUUAUAGGCUUCAACAUAUACGAAGUAUUUCAAAUUUUCAGUUUC